AUGUCUCACAGUAUUCCUUUUGAAGCACAACUUAAGGAUUUUGAUCAAAUUUUUUCUCUCAGUGGAAAGGUAGCUGUGGUCACCGGCAGCUCACGUGGCCUGGGAUUGUCCGCUGCAAGUGGAUUACUUCAGGCAGGUUGUGCCAAGGUCUAUAUUACGGCUAGGAAUGUCCAGGCCUGUGAAGAUGCCGCGGAAGCUCUAAAUACGCUUCCUCAAAGGUAUAUGGGUGCAGAAGCCAUUGCGGUUCCUGCAGACCUUAGUUCUACGACUGGGCUCAAUCAUCUGGUGACGCAGGUGUCCCAGACAACGGAUCACAUCGACAUCAUUGUCUCCAAUGCAGGCACUGCCCAUGUCGCCCCCUUUGCCACCCAUUUGGAGUCGGGCUUCUCGAACGUGCUGGAUCUCAACCUGAAGAGUGUCUUCUACCUGAUUCAAAAGUUUACCCCAAUGCUACAAAAGAAUGCAACCCAAGGGGACCCUUCUCGAAUAAUUAUUAAUGCCUCUAUUUGGGGCCUCUCAGUCCAUAAUGUGGCUGAGAUGGGAGCAUAUUCCUAUGCGGCGUCCAAGGCUGCUGUAAUUCAUCUAUCUGAGGCACUGGCAGUGGAGCUUGGACCUCGGUGUAUCCUUUGCAAUACCAUUGCUCCUGGCUGGUUUCCCUCAGACAUGGCAAGCCCAGUUCUGGAGGCGCGAGGUGGAAAAGAUCAAUUCGCAAGGGCAACCCCUAAUCGACGUCUGGGUCAGCCAGAGGAUAUUGCAGGUAUUGUCGUGUUCCUGGCCAGUCGUGCUGCUUCUCAUCUGAAUGGCGCCAUGAUUCGAGCCGAUGGUGGCGGCAUGUUCGUUGAUGGGGGACUGUGA
Molecule: messenger RNA, 855 nt
Organism: Penicillium odoratum
Lineage: Eukaryota; Fungi; Ascomycota; Eurotiomycetes; Eurotiales; Aspergillaceae
Exons: 3
Coding region: 1-855 (284 amino acids)
Molecular function (GO): oxidoreductase activity
Source: RefSeq, a predicted model, not a curated record